GUCGAAGGUUACCUUUAAAGUGACGCUCACCUCGGACCCGCGGCUGCCCUACAAAGUGUUAAGUGUGCCUGAAAGUACGCCUUUCACAGCUGUCUUGAAGUUUGCAGCAGAAGAAUUCAAAGUUCCCGCAGCAACAAGUGCCAUUAUAACAAAUGAUGGAAUAGGAAUAAACCCUGCACAGACAGCAGGAAAUGUAUUUCUAAAGCAUGGUUCAGAUCUACGACUUAUUCCCAGAGAUCGAGUUGGGAGUUCUUAA
Molecule: messenger RNA, 256 nt
Organism: Pelecanus crispus (Dalmatian pelican)
Lineage: Eukaryota; Metazoa; Chordata; Aves; Pelecaniformes; Pelecanidae
Source: RefSeq, a predicted model, not a curated record